Messenger RNA from Trypanosoma rangeli, 960 nucleotides. RefSeq lists its product as uncharacterized. Lineage: Eukaryota; Euglenozoa; Kinetoplastea; Trypanosomatida; Trypanosomatidae. Bases 1 to 960 code for a protein of 319 amino acids. The transcript has a single exon. The record is from RefSeq and is a predicted model, not a curated record.
AUGGAGCCGUUGCGUAUUGAAGCCAUAUGCAUGUACUGUACCAGCUUACUGCCACCAGUACAAAAGGAAGGUUGGAGUGUUACUGUAAUGCUUGAGACUCUGAAGCGACUUGGGCAGUUGAUGGAACGGGACGGUGUAUGCGAGAGUUGGACAACUUUGCUUCAAGACUUACUGUACUCCUUUCAGACACAGAUAGAGCUCAGGGUUAUUGAGGAAACCCGUGUGAUGAUAGACGUAGAGCUCAGACGUCUACAAAUCCGUCUGUAUAAGUUUAUUGCCUACGAUGCAGUGGCACGUCGAGUCAUUGUGUUGACAAAACAACUCUUGGAGUACAUCGACACCAAAUGUGGGCUGCUUGAAACACUACACUUUUUGGAUGGACAGUGUCGAUACUGUCUUGGGACGCACCCGAAGGAGUUAUGCCCGCAUCACAAAGAGCCAUGGAUAUGUGAGGAAUGUGGAGCUGAAAACAGUAACGCGGAUGCUUGUAGCUACGUGUGCCAACAAUGUCUGGCCUUGCGUCCUUACGUACAGGAAAAGUGCCCGACAGAGGCGUGGGAGUGUCCUCGAUGCCAGCGAGUGAACGCUGAACUUGAGGCAUUUUGUAUCUUCUGGGGCGUCCAGCAUGCUGCUGUGGAGAGCGCUGUUGAGGAGGCGUCUGAGGCCUGCGCAUUCCUUCCAGCUAAAUGUGUCUCGUGUGGUCUCGUGCACUUGGAGGCGCGGUGUCCCCUUUGUCACGAUGACGUUCCGGAGUCAAUGAACUAUGCGGAGGGGGUUGUGUGUAUGGUGACAAGCCGCCACGCUUUUAUCCAGCCCUCAGGUACGGAGCAUCCCAACCAACGGGUGUACGUCGGCGUGCCGUGGCUCCAGAAGCGGCAGUGGGCGGAAGGAGAAAAAGUCAUCUUUACGGCAAAGCUCAAUAAACGCGGUGGAUUUCGGAUGACAUUUAUCCACCCUUAG